Messenger RNA from Linum tenue, 2000 nucleotides. NCBI's taxonomy places the organism in Eukaryota, Viridiplantae, Streptophyta, Magnoliopsida, Malpighiales, Linaceae. The record is from the annotation of a GenBank genome assembly.
UCACGGCCCUCAGCUCAACAGCCACUUACAUCUGGGCCUCCAUCUACCCAGCCCACCCCCUCUGGGCCCAUUCUCCACUCCAGUACCACCCUCUCCACUUCCGCCCCCCGCCUUUUUCUGUUCGGCGUCGCCGCCCUCCAUCACACACCGGCUAAGUGAUCAACUAAAACCUUGCGGGAACACUUCAGAAGCUGAUACGGAGAACUCAGAAGAGGGAAGAGAAUGGAGCUUGCAUUCGUAAAUCCUUCCUCCGCUACGUUAUUCGCCCCUACCAAAGCUUUACCAAGCUUGUUUAAGCAUAGUUCCAUCAGGGUUUUCAAUGUCCGCUGCAUUUCUAACUCAACCGCUGGAGCCGCCGCAGGUGUUCUGGAAAGGCCUUGGAAAACUUCAGAUGCUAGGCUUGUGCUUGAAGAUGGUUCAGUGUGGAAGGCCAAGUCCUUUGGUGCCACUGGAACCCAAGUAGGUGAAGUCGUAUUCAACACCUCCUUGACAGGGUAUCAGGAGAUCCUAACAGACCCUAGUUAUGCCGGUCAAUUUGUGCUGAUGACAAACCCACAUAUCGGCAACACUGGUGUAAACUUUGAUGACGAAGAAUCAAUGCAAUGUUUCCUUGCUGGCUUGGUAAUCAGGAGCUUAAGCAUAAGUACCUCAAAUUGGAGAUGCACCAAAACUCUCGGCGAUUAUUUAACAGAGAGGAACAUCAUGGGAAUAUAUGAUGUGGACACUCGUGCAAUUACUCGGAGAUUGAGGCAGGAUGGAAGUCUUAUUGGCGUGCUCAGCACAGAAGAAGUGAAGAGUGAUGAAGAACUGCUUGAGAUGUCCCGCUCAUGGGAUAUUGUAGGUAAUGACUCACCCUUGACUGUUGAACUUGGAUACUUGAGAAAAAAACAUCCCUUAAUUGUUUUGGCAGGUGUUGAUCUAAUAAGUGAUGUCUCGUGCACCAAACCAUAUGAAUGGGUUGAUAGAACAAGCCCAAAUUGGGAUUUUAAUAACGAAGGAAGGGGGGAGGUCUUCCAUGUUGUUGCAUACGAUUUCGGGAUCAAGCAUAACAUACUGAGACGCUUGGCAUCAUAUGGCUGCAAAAUUACUGUGGUCCCUUCAAACUGGCCAGCUUCAGAAACACUAAAGAUGAACCCAGAUGGAGUUCUUUUCAGCAAUGGCCCGGGAGACCCAUCUGCAGUUCCUUAUGCAGUUGAAACUGUCAAAAACAUAGUGGGUAAAGCUCCAGUUUUCGGAAUUUGCAUGGGUCACCAGUUGCUUGGACAGGCAUUAGGUGGUAAGACCUUCAAAAUGAAGUUUGGCCACCAUGGAGGAAAUCAUCCGGUUAGGAAUAUUCGAGCUAACCGUGUUGAGAUUAGUGCUCAGAAUCAUAACUAUGCUGUCGACCCUGCAUCACUCCCUCAAGGUGUAGAAGUGACUCAUGUCAAUCUUAACGAUGGCAGUUGUGCUGGACUUGCUUUCCCUGCAUUGAAAGUGAUGUCUCUUCAGUAUCAUCCCGAAGCGUCUCCAGGCCCUCAUGACUCAGAUUCUGUCUUCGGAGAAUUCAUCGUGCUAAUGAAGCAAUGCAAACAGCAAGCAUGAACGACAUUCCCUCUUGCACCAGCAGAAGUGGGUAACUUCUGGGGUUCGUUUGCCGCCGGUAGAUCAGCUAGUUUGUCAAUAUAUCAGUUCCUCCGACAAUGUACUCGUAGUUUUGAGCUUUCUUCUAUCCGAAACUUUGUGUAACAGAUCCCUUAAACAUUGGGGGAAGAUCAAAGAUAAAUGUAGUUUUGUCACAGACGUUAUUUCUCUGCAGGCUGCACAGCAUUGACAAGAAACUAGCCAUUCUGUACUACGUUUUACUACGAGCAAGAGUUACGCCGAGCAAGGACUCGUAGCCUAUAGGCAAAUAUGUGUAGCAGUAUGUGCCUCGCCAACAUGAUUAAGUAUAAAUUUAUCUUAAUAUUGUCGAACAAUUGUCAUUUUCGAUCACAAUUCAGAAGUCAUUAAUAAUGCCAACG